AUGGCCCACAAGUCUUUGGCAAGAAUACUUCCAGAUCGCGAUCUGGAAUCCGCCUACGCUAGCUACGACAAGAACGACAGAGUCCAGUUGGGCAAGACGGCCACAACCAUUCCCAACGACGGACGCCAGAUUCACCGACCCGAGAGAAAGGAUGAGAGCCGCCGCAAAAAGAGCAGCAGCGGUGGCCAACCCGUCGACAGCCAGGACAUCACCACCACCACCGGCGAGGCCCAGCUGACGGGGCGGACAGUACCCCGCGCCUACCCACCUUGCGACGCCUGCGUCACGCGCGGCCGGAGCUGCUCGCAGUACCGGCCCUGCGCAUCGUGCCACGGCGCCGGCGACACGUGCAGCGACUCGCGCGCCCUGCACGCGCUCGGCAACCUCGAGCCACCGGGCCGAAAGCGCAAGCUCGGCGGCCUCACGGACGAGCAGGGCCGACCCAUCAAGCGCGGCCGCAUGGAAGUCCUCAAGGAUCCCUGUGCGUCGUGCGCCGCGGCGGGCACCGCGGUGCCGUGCGAUGCCGACCACAGGCUGCGCAUCGAGUGCACGGCGUGCGCCGACGUGCGCGCCGUCCGCGAUCCGGACCACAAGUGCGUCGUCGCCGAGACGGCCGUGUACAUGCCCAAACGCAGCCGGUGGACGCGCGCCCCAUAUAGCAACAUAGCGCAGGUCGUGCAUUGGGGGUGCGAGGGGUGUCGCGGACGGUCGUACCGGUGCGCAAUCCUGGCCCGGCCUGGUGGCGGCGGCGGUGCGGGCGAUGCGCGGCGCGGGGCCUCAACUGCUCGUGGCUGGCCGACUACCGCAACAUUGGCUUCAAGUGCCAGAACUGCGUCGACGAGCAGAGCAAAGAGAGAUUCAAGGUGCCGGAUGCCGUCGUCGAGUGCUUCGACGCCGAGGACGGGUACACGUUGUGCCUCCGGGAGAUGGAAAACGUGCGGGACGAUGGGAGCCUCGUGCUGCCGACCAAGAUUGUGA
Molecule: messenger RNA, 978 nt
Organism: Verticillium alfalfae VaMs.102
Lineage: Eukaryota; Fungi; Ascomycota; Sordariomycetes; Glomerellales; Plectosphaerellaceae
Exons: 2
Coding region: 1-978 (325 amino acids)
Source: RefSeq, a predicted model, not a curated record